Messenger RNA from Lentinula edodes (shiitake mushroom), 1495 nucleotides. Its product is annotated as mitochondrial carrier protein RIM2. The transcript is spliced from 3 exons. Gene Ontology annotation, molecular function: pyrimidine nucleotide transmembrane transporter activity. Gene Ontology annotation, biological process: pyrimidine nucleotide import into mitochondrion. NCBI's taxonomy places the organism in Eukaryota, Fungi, Basidiomycota, Agaricomycetes, Agaricales, Omphalotaceae. Bases 164 to 1099 code for a protein of 311 amino acids. The record is from RefSeq and is a predicted model, not a curated record. Gene Ontology annotation, cellular component: mitochondrion.
CGACCGUAAUGUCACAACAGGAAGUCUCCUCCUCUUCUACUCCCAGAUUCCUGCCCGCCAAGUCAUGGCAACAUUUUGUUGCAGGAGGGUAAAUCUAUAAGCUCUGUCAAAUACUCUAAGGCCGCUCAUUUAGUGACUUUUCAUUCUUUGUAGACUAGGAGGAAUGUGCGGGGCCAUAGUGACGAGCCCAUUUGACGUCGUCAAGACCCGGUUACAGUCUGACCUUUUUCGCAAGAAACAUGCAAUGAGCGUCGUCGGUGGCGGAGGUGCUGGAUCAGUUGUCGUUGGUGCUCCCCGGAGCAAUCUACUUUACAACUUCGUGGAGACCGGUCACAUAUUACGAGAUAUAUAUCGAGAAGAAUCCCCUCGCGCACUGUUCAAAGGUCUCGGUCCGACCCUAGUCGGCGUAAUACCUGCUCGCUCUAUCAACUUCUUCACCUACGGCAACGGCAAACAAAUCAUCGCAAACACCUUCAACGACGGAAAAGAAAACAGCUACGUACACCUCUGCGCUGCAGCUGUAGCCGGAAUCGCCACGGGCUCAGCUACAAAUCCAAUAUGGGUAGUCAAAACACGUCUGCAAUUAGAACAGCAUUCCCGCAGUAAUCCUGUCUUGGGUACUACCACUACGCCUACUGCACAACAGCGGCUCGCAGGGGGGAGCUGGAUAAUGAUCAAGAAGAUAAUGCGGGACGAAGGGAUACGAGGGUUCUACAAAGGCUUGAGUGCCAGCUAUCUAGGUGUCACCGAGGGAACUAUACAAUGGGUGCUCUAUGAACGUUUCAAGAAACUCUCAGCCGGUGCAGAGAGUCAAGGUGGUGUUCAAGCAUGGUGCAGCAUGCUCGGCAGCGCAGGAUCUGCUAAAUGUAUAGCAACACUGAUAACAUAUCCUCAUGAGGUUAUCCGUACACGACUUCGCCAGCCUAGUAUCAAUGGCUUCAUGAAAUACACCGGUCUGCUACAAACACUGCGGCUGGUGAUAGCUGAAGAAGGCGCACGUUCAUUAUACAGUGGGCUCAGUGCUCAUCUUAUGCGUGUCGUGCCUAAUGCAGCUGUCAUGUACUCCAUCUACGAGGGGAUUCUUCGAUGGGGCGCAUGAUUCGUUUUAUCCCCAUCCCUCAUCUACACGGUUCUCUCCCUCUCUUGCAUUAUUUAGGUGUGCUUACCCCUAUCUAAGUUAUGCCUUUGAUCCGGUCUUAUACCAUCAUCAUCAUCCCCCGCAUCCUCACAUUCCCUGUGUGCCCCUUUCCACAUACACAACCCUCAUCAACACCAUUCCACUCCCCUCCUCAUUUUAAUCCGAUAAUGCAAAAGUAUCAUCUAGAUAUCACACGUCUUAAGUCCAUUAUUGCCCCGUACAAUCCAAUCCAAUCCCCAUCUCAUAUUCCACCACCUACCUACACACAUAUUUACAGUACAUCACGGUUUUACAUAUUUACGUUUUUGCUUGUUUGUAUUUUUACAUAUGCACUUGGGCUUUAAUGUGAUGCUAGUA